Phycodurus eques (leafy seadragon) is the source of this 9172-nucleotide messenger RNA. It is a transcript of the gene nr3c2, whose product is annotated as nuclear receptor subfamily 3, group C, member 2. The record is from RefSeq and is a predicted model, not a curated record. Bases 314 to 3133 code for a protein of 939 amino acids. The transcript has 9 exons. Gene Ontology annotation, biological process: regulation of DNA-templated transcription. Gene Ontology annotation, molecular function: sequence-specific DNA binding; zinc ion binding; DNA-binding transcription factor activity. NCBI's taxonomy places the organism in Eukaryota, Metazoa, Chordata, Actinopteri, Syngnathiformes, Syngnathidae.
CGAGAGAAGCAAAGCAGCACGCCGAGCGAUACACUGUCCGACAUUGCUUGUGCUUUUUGCUGCAAAGCUGGCGCUGAGGACAAGUAUUAUUAUUAUUACCGAGGCGAGCUGUGAGAGGGGAGAGAGGGGGGGGGUGGGGGGUGGGGGAGCAACAACAACCAAAAAACUGGCGCAACUAUGCACCACGCGCUCUUUCGCGACUCCUAUUUAUGACUAUUAUCAGAAAUUGUUUUUUCCUCGCGCCCCUGCGGAUGCAAAACACCUGACAACCACUCAUCGAAUGUCGUCUUUAAGGUGACUCCAUGAGCCAGCGAUGGAGACCAAAAGAUACCAAAGUCUCUUUGAGGGGAGCGAUACAGAGAACAGGUGGUCUCAGAUCUCCGGUGCCAUGGAGUUCUGCUGUGCCGCUGAGAACUCCAGCCAGAGUGGCGCUGAUGUCCUGAUGGACAUCGCCGAUGCCGAUGUCGCCCACCCUAAAGAGGGCGGCGGUAAGAGGCCGGAGCAGCCGCUGCUUCGUCCCCGGUCGAACCAGCACUUUGGCUUACCGCAUAUCAGCAACAGCUCCCUCCACGGUCCCAAGCCGGAAAUGGACUCCAAGGAGCUUUCCAAAACCGUGGCUGAGUCCAUGGGGCUUUACAUGAAUGCUGCCAGGGAGGCGGACUUUACCUUUGGCCAGCACAGGGGCACAGCCAGCCCCGGAAAGAUGCAGUAUCCGGUAUGUAGGCGGCCUCUUGAGGAAAGCCAGCGCGGCUCGGCCGAGAGCCCCAAGCCGAAAGGGUUUGCGUUCCAGCAGCCCGGCGGCGCCCCCGGAGACGGCACCCCGGCGAGCUCCGCUUCCAUGCUGGCUUCGUCGCUGUCCGGCAGCCCCCAAACUUCCAGCCCGGGGGGCGGUAACAACACAGUGUCGUCCACCACCACCAGCCCCCCGGCGGGUUUCGGCCCAGCGUGCUCACCAGUAAGCCACCCGGCCCCGGUCGGCGUCAGGCAUAAGAAUUCAUUGGCGUGCAGUCCCGUGGAGUCCAGCACCGUGGGCUCGCCGCCCCUCAUCAGGUCCCCCAUGUCCAGCCCGCGGCGUAUGACUAGUGUGAGGUCCCCGCCGUCCUGCAGGGUCAGGUCGUCCGUCUCCAGCCCCAACGCGGUGCGGCCCCCCGCCUCCAGUCCGGCCGUGGCAAUCGGGAGCCCGCAGAACCCUUCCUCGGGAGGCUUCCUGGCAUGCAGUCCGGCCGGGGAACUGAGUUUGGUGCAGGGCGACACCCGCAGCCCCGAAGCGACGGGUCUGAUCAGCGAGCCCGAUUUCAAAACCUUUGAGUUCCCCAAGGCGGAGAUGGUGGACGGGGAGGUGUUCAACGUGGGUUUGGACCAGAUGGGCAUGGUGAAGUACAUCAAGAACGAGCCAGGGACUGAUUUUAGGAGCAUGUGCUUGGGGGGGUCCAAAUGCGACACCUCCAACGUGCCGUUUAUCGCGCAAAUCAAGAAUGAACCUGACAAAAAUGACGAGUGCAUGAACCCGCAGUCCUACGGCAACCACUCUCCACCGCUCGGCCUCUUCCCCGCGUCCGAGACCACCUACUUGUCCCUAAGGAAUAACAUAGACGAAUACAGCCUCGCCGGAAUCUUAGGACCCCCGGUGUCUCUCAACGGGAACUACGACCCCGAUGUGUUCACCAACAACGUCCUGUCCAAAGGGGUUAAGCAAGAGUCCAGCGACGGCGGCUACUACCAGGAGAGCAACGGCCUGCCCACGUCGGCCAUUGUCGGAGUUAAUUCCAGCGGACACUCAUUCCACUACCAGAUCGGCGCGCAGGGAACAAUGUCCUUCACGCGGCACGAUGCCCGGGACCAGUCCAACCCUUUGUUGAAUCUAAUUUCGCCUGUGGCGGCGUUAAUGGAGUCGUGGAAGUCACGGCCGGGCAUGCCGCAGGGGUCGCUGUCGGCCCGGGGCGACGGAUAUCCAGGUCAGAACUGCAUCGGUGAGGGCAUGAUGAGCUCCCCGCUCAGGCAACCUUCGUCGACGGCCAAGGUGUGCCUAGUGUGCGGGGACGAAGCGUCGGGCUGCCACUACGGCGUGGUGACGUGUGGCAGCUGCAAGGUCUUCUUCAAAAGAGCCGUGGAAGGUCAGCACAACUACCUUUGCGCGGGGAGAAAUGACUGCAUCAUUGACAAGAUCCGAAGGAAAAACUGCCCGGCGUGCCGCGUACGCAAGUGCCUCCAGGCCGGGAUGAACCUCGGAGCCCGUAAAUCCAAGAAGUUGGGCAAGUUAAAGGGCGUCGCCGAUGACCCGCAGGCAGGCAAGGAAAGCCAGGCGGAGGAGGAGCUGAACGCCAGCGCCACCAACACCGCCCUGGUGCCCCGCAGGCCCGGCGUGGUCACACCUUUCCUGCCGCCGUCCAUCUGCAACGUGUUGGAGUUCAUCGAGCCCGAAGAGGUGUACUCGGGCUUCGACAACACGCUGCCCGACACCACCGACCACCUGCUGUCCAGCCUCAACUGCCUGGCCGGCAAGCAGAUGGUGCGCCUGGUCAAGUGGGCCAAAGUACUUCCAGGUUUUCGGGGCCUGCCCAUCGAGGACCAAAUUACAUUGAUCCAGUACUCGUGGAUGUGCCUGUCCUCCUUUUGCCUCAGCUGGCGCUCCUACAAACACACCAACGGACAGUUGCUCUACUUCGCCCCCGACCUCAUCUUCAACGAGGACCGCAUGCAGCAGUCGGCCAUGUACGAACUGUGCCUGGGCAUGAGACAGGUGAGCCAGGAGUUUGUUCGGCUCCAACUCACCUACGAAGAGUUCCUCUCCAUGAAGGUCCUGCUGCUUCUCAGCACAAUUCCCAAAGAGGGUCUGAAGAACCAGGCGGUAUUCGAGGAGAUGCGAGUUAAUUACAUCACGGAGCUCCGGCGCGCCGUGGGGAAGGCCACCAACAACUCCGGUCAGACCUGGCAACGCUUCUUCCAGCUCACCAAGCUACUGGACGCCAUGCAUGAUCUGGUGGCCAACCUGCUGUACUUUUGCUUCUACACCUUCCGCGAGUCGCAGGCCCUGAAGGUGGAGUUCCCCGACAUGCUGGUGGAGAUCAUCAGCGACCAGAUACCAAAGGUGGAGUCGGGCCUCACCCACACCAUUUACUUCCACAAGAAGUGACGAGGGCAAACAAACAAAAAACAUUCAAAAACGCGACCGAGAACUCGGAGCAACGGCAAAGGGGAAAGCGUCGCGAGCGAGCGCGUACCCGUAGCAUGCCGCCGGAACACGGUGGAGGAAAAACAGGACCGGAUUUUUCGGGUCGGAGUCGGGAAUAUAUCCCUCUGCCACCCCCCCACCCCUCCCACCCCCUGUGCACCCCAAAGAUGCUUACUAUCUUUUCAACGGAGAUAAAGCCAUACAUUACCUAGGCCGUGCUAGUGCUACAUUCACACUAACACACCACACUACACAGAUGCACUAAAAAUCCCGAAAAAGAAAAAAUGUAUCACUCAAAUUAACUGUGGCUUAUGCAGCUCUCACAAACAUAAAUCAAUAUAUACAGUAUAUCCAAAUAGUUAGCCAUUGCUUUGCAGCAUAUGUAAAGCAGGACAACAGGGCAGACAAAAACAACAACACGCUCAACUAUAAGGCCAAAGGUCUCGUUGAAUAUAAUCCAAGGGCUACAUAUGUAAAAUAUGUAAAUGCAUCACCAUGAGCUCAGUUUGAAAUUCAAUUGGUGUCAAACAAACAGAAAAAAAAAAGACAUAUUUAACGUAUACAGUCAAGUCCAAAAUGAUUCAUACCCAAGUGAAUUUUAAUGGGGGAUACAAGAAAGUGGGAAAAUACUUUGAAGUUGUACUGGAAACGUGAACUAAAUAUUUGACCUUUUUUUUUUUUUUUAAACAAGCGUCUAGAUAUAUGAGAAUAAAGUUGUUUUACAAGAAACGAGAAAAAACACGAUUAUUGACAAGAUUUGUUUUAUUUUAUGAGGAAAAAAUAAAUGUGUCACUGUGGAGUGAAUGAAUAAUGUGUGCAACGGUAAAGCAUCUGAGUGCCUAGAAAAGCGCUAUAUAGGUUUUCAUGCAUUAUUAUUAUUAUUAUGUAAUUUUAUGUGUAUUUAAGUAGUAAUAUAAUAACGCUGUAUAUUAGAAAUUCUGUAACUUUAAAUUCCAUCCAACCAUCCAUUUUCUUUACCGCUUCUCCUCACUAGGGUCGCGGGCUGCUGGAGCCUAUCCCAGCUAUCUUCGGGCGGGAGGCAGGGUACACCCUGAACCGGCCGCCAGCCAAUCGCAGGGCACAGAGAGAUAAACAACCAUUUGCACUCACAUUCACACCUAUGGGCAAUUUAGAGUAUUCAAUCAACCUACCACGCAUGUUUUUGGAAUGUGGGAGUAAACCCACCCAGGCACGACGGGGAGAACAUGCAAACUCCACACAGGCGGGGCCGCGAUUUGAACCCCGGUCACCAGAACUGUGAGGCAGAUGCGCUAACCAGUCUUCCACCGUGCCGGUACUUUAAAUUCUAAAUUUAUAAUAAUAAUAAUGUAAAGUAAAUCCAUGAGGGGAAAAAAUUUAACGGCAAAAAAAUUAUUAAUAUUAUGGUGGGGGUGGAUCUUAAUUUUACACGAAUAAAAAAAAAUAUAAUCGAAUGAUUUUAAUUUUGGGAGAGAAAAAAAAAUCUGAAUUUUACAAAAACAUAAUUAGAACAUUCAUAAUAAUAUGAGCAUAAAGUUGUUUUACGAGAAACUAAUUAUUUGAAAAGAAAGUUGUAAUGCUGUGGGGAUACAUUGAAAAUCUUACAUUUUUUGCAACAUACUAUCGACCUAUCAAUAUAGCUCUCGAUCUCAAAUUGAAAUAUGGGAAUAAAGUCAUAAUUUGAUAAUAUAAAUAUUUUUUCAGAAACUAAUUUUAAUUUGCGAGAAUAAAGUUGGAACAUGAUGAGUCACGUUGUUGAAAAGAAAAAGAACUGUCAUCCAAAUCAAACUACUUGCCUUUUGAAAACAUGACUGACACACAAACGAGGUGUUUUGAUUCCUAGUUGUGUUUUAAAUGUAUUUCUGACAUUAAUAACCAGUUUUUGUCACUUUCUUGUCCCACGUUCACCUCAAAUAAUUCACCUCUGAUUCCAAAUACUCUCCUCGGGUAUGAAAUAUUUUGUGCUCAACUGUACAUUUUUGCAGUUCAGAUGUGCAGUGAAACAAUCCAAACUAAUAUGCAAAAGGAUAAAAGAGUCACUAGCUACGGUGUACAAUAAUCAAGACAAUAUUGUUGAGUGAUUCAAUUAGCAAAAAGCAACAACGAAAUGCCGUUAAUGGAUUGGACGGAUGGGCGGUAAUGGUCGGUCAUUUGUGUUCUCUCCAGAGCAUCUGUCCAAUUCACGUCUUUUUACUCACAAUCAAACCAAGCAUAGCCAGCCCUUUGUGACCCCACUCUUCCCCAAAAUAAUACUAUUAAUAAAGCAUUUUUAUAAGAGUUGUCUUUUUUUCCUCCCCCCAGACAAGGCGCUCCUUUUGCAUUAAGGUGCUUAAUUUUUUACUGAUGCCAGGCAAAACAUUUGUACAGCGACUUCAAAUGAACGAUGCAAACACACACACACACACACACACACAUCGUUGCUGUCCAACAAAAAUCAUGUCACAAUUUUGCAAAUUAUCAUGUUUUUUGUUUUUUUUUGCAGAACCAACACCCCCACCCCUCCAAAAAAAAAAUACAUUUGUAGCAAAUAAUGUAAUUUGACUUUUUAAUGUUAGAAACAAAUACAUUGAAGUUUAUUUUUGAAGCUGAAAAUCCCCAAAACAUAGAUUUAAUGUCAGGCUGAAAAACAUUAAGACAAUAUUUUUUUUUUUUUGGAGGGGGGGCAGAAAAUAGAUUUGUAUAUCUGUAGCAAAAAAUAAAUAUUUUGGGGGUAUUUAUAUUUUUAACCAACCUCCCCACCAAAAAUAAACUUUUUUUUAAUUUAUUGCAAAUGACAAAAAGCCACAAAGAAAUAUUAAAACUAGACCCCCAAAAACACCACAGUACAUUUUAUGUAUUUUAUUCCUUCGCAAAAAACCCACGAAAUAACUUUUACAAGUAGCUUUUUUUCUGUUUUUUUUUUUUUUGCUAGAAUUUGGGGCCAAAAUAGUCCCAAAUAUUUUUUUCCUACAGUUAUAAUUUUAGCAAAAAACUCCCAAUAUAUUUUUUGUUAAUCCUCACUCAAAAAAAACAUUUUUUAGUCUAUAUUUCUAUUUUUAGACAACCCCCCUCCAAAAAAAGAAAUGUUUUAAAUAAAAAAAAAGAGUGGGAUUUAGUUAUUUAUUUUUAAAUUAAAUCUGACACAGUUUUUUUUUUUUUUUUUUUUAAAUAUUAAAUACUUGCAGGUGAAAAACCACAAGAAUACAUUUAACGGAUUUUUUCUUUUAAAGGCAAACAAAAAUCUCAAUUUUCUGAGAAACAUUUAUUUGUGUUUCAGGUAAAAACAAAAAGAAUUGUAGAUUGAUGCUUUUAGUUGAAUAGCGACGACACACACACACACACUGUACAGUUGAUUUAAGACAGAGACUUAAUCUGCAGUGCUUAAUGUACAGCUACUAACUAACUAGUGAGAGCUCUUGUAAAAUUUGGAGGUACGCUUGACCAUUUACAGUAUGAUUUUGUACACUUGUUGCGUCCAAAAACUGUGAGUGAUGCUACUGAGGAGCGUUAAGAGGGCAGCCCAAACCCCCCUUUCCAUAAUUUUACAGUGUGAAGAGAGUAUGAUGUGCUUUUUUUUUGUUAGUGGAUUUUUUGCACAAAGGAGCUACGGUUGUAGGCGCAAGCAGCAGCUAGCGAGCGGGCGUUGUCGUCGCCUUACGUCGGACGCUUUCAGGAUAGUGCUGUGAGAAAUCGGGACAUCCCUCCGUGGUCAUCUUGAAUACAGUGGAACCUCCAUCAUGUUGGUUGACUUCCAACUUGUUGUCAUUUCUAUUGGAAUGUUUCCUCCAUAAGAAAUAAUGUAUAUUAAGGUGUUGCCAUCGUAAAACUUUUAACUGGAAUGUUUAACAACCCAAAUGCAAGUACAGAAUACAAAUUAUGGAAAAUAGUCAUAAUUAUGAGAAAACCUGGUAUUUAUUUAUUUAUUUAUUUUUUUUAAAGAAAAAAAGUUAAUUUUUAUAAUAAGUGGAAAUAUCAGAAAUCGUAAUUUAAAAAUAAAAAAGUAGUCAUUUUACAGGAAAAAAUAUUUUUGUUAUUUGAAGAAUAUAUAUAUAUCUUUCUGACAGGAAAAAACUGGAAUCAGAAUUAUUAAUUUUUAUUAAUUAUAAAUUAUUAAAAUCUUUAUUUGCCAAAUAUGUCCAAAAAACACACAAGGAAUUUGCCUACGGUAGUUGGAGCCGCUCUAGUACGACAACAGACAGUCAAUUGACAGAAAACACUUUGGAGACAUAAAGUCACUGAGCAAUAAAGGGUUGCUAGUUAUCUGGUAAUGCCGGUACAUUUUUUUUUUUUUUUUUUUUUUUUUUUUUACAAUUGUGCAAAAAGAUGCAGAGUCCUCUAGCACUUAGAGCUUUUCGAAAGGCUAAUAUUGCAAUAGUCCGGUGCAAUGACCAUUGUGCAAAAGGCGCCAAAACUUCAAACGAGUAGUGCGAUAAUCUGGGACAAUGUUGAUUGUGCAAAUGUUGCCGAUCCUACUCUGCCAUGAGUGAUUCUUGAUGACUCUUUCCUAGUCACAUUAAAAAGCUUGUUGCCAGGGAGAAUUUAUAGGGUGGAACCAUCUGUGCCCCAUAUGUCAAUAAAAACAUUGGCAUUUACCAGUUACGCAAUACUUUUUGAGAACAGUCCUAAAACCCUUUAAACAAUAUAUUUUUAAAAAAACAUGUAAUAUCACAAGUACAGUGUUCCCGCAUAUUUGGGAACCGCUUCUUUGGGGAUUUAUUGAUUUGCAAAUUUUGGGGGGAACCUAUCCUCGGGUGCUCGCAGAAAAACUCACUUAUUUGCUGUUUUUGUGCUUAAGCCAAUGCCGUUUCAUCUAAAAGUAUUGCUUUGGCAUCAAUGAACUGUGUUGCAGUGAAUUGAGGCUUCAUUUAGAUAAAAGUAGUCCUUUGUCCUCAUUAUGUGGCAUCUUUAUGCCGAGGAACUAUGUUGGAAGUGAGGAAAUUAAAUUAGCGUUUUUGCAAUCUUGUCACAUCUAUAGGCAAUUGUAAAUAUUUUAUUUACAGAACUUAACCACUGUAUAAUAAAACUAAAAUAAUGUAAAACGACUCACCGUUUCAAGUUGUCCCACAGGAAGACGUUUUUGCAGCUACUGUCACCUAGUGGCGUUUUAUGUGUAUUGGUGGAACAAUCAAAUUUUUUUCACCAUCGGAAAUAAUGUACAAUAAACAAAAUUCCGUAUGCUGUUCUAUGCUUAUCAUAUUUUUCGGUACCUUUUUGUGGUGACGUCAGAAACAAAAUGAAGUCCCCAAAAAAAAAUCAUGAUGUUUGAAUGCCAAAUGUUCCAUUUCGGAGGUUCCACUGUAUCUGUGAAAAAUACAGGACGGCGAAGUGAUCAUGUUUUUGCGAGGGACCCUUAAGCUAAGCCCCUCCCCCCAUUUGUUUGUCCUUUGUAAGGAAUCACCGCUAACGUCUAAAUAUGGUCGAAUGGGAAAGUAUUUUUGAGAGAAUUAUAUUUUGCUGGAAGAUAUUUAAGUACUUUUGUCUUAAAAAAAAAGAGAAAAAAAAGCAAACUCCUUUUUUGUAAGAUGUUGAUAAAUGCAUGCGUUUUGAUGAUGACGAGAUGUUUACAUUGUAUUUAAGAAACGAAAGAAAAAAGGGAAACUUGUGCCUUUUUUUGAUCGCACCUGAUUUACAGUUUAACACCUGUACAUAGUACAAAAAUCCUUGUUCUGUUGAGUGUAAAACAUUUUUACGGAAUGAUGUGUUGAACCCCCCCCCCACACACACACACACUCGCCAUGUUCUUUUUGUGUGUUGGAAGGAGAAAUGAAUGUACGAUAUACAUUGUGACAGACUUGCUACCUGAAUGUGAGACAAAAGACAUCUAUAACCUUCUUUAUUCUAAUAUUUUUGUUACUUUUUUUCCUCUCAUCAUUGCUCAUGUGGCUCAAAACGAGGAUAAUAUUGAAAAAACAAGUAUUUCUUAUUUUGUAACAAAAUAUGUGAAGUGAUGGAUCUUUUUUGUUUGUUUUUUUGAGUUGUUGCUGUUGAGAUGAUUUCCUAAUCCAAGGUUGUUGACCAGCACCACAAUAAAAUCAACAAGUC